ACCAUUUUCAUAAUAUUUGUAUGAAACUUGGACAAUUUCGGCUUGAAUCUUAAAGUAUAAGCAAUUUAAGAGCACAAUUGAUCCAGUCACCGACUUUCCGAAGCCACCCAAAGCCAUAGAAUGUAAAGAUGUUAAAAUACAUAAAGAGGCAAACGAGCCGCCGCCGCAGCAGCCAAGAUGCCACGGAUGCCGCUGCCACCUGUGCCGCCACACCCGACGGUGUUGACGUCGAUGCGACCGAUGGAGCGGUGUCGCAAAAACGUCACUCGUUGCGCUCCACAACCAGUUUCUGUGAUGAAGUGUUCCUCGAAGCGGAGGAGGAUGGUUCAGUUGGGGGCGGGGGUAUGGGAGUGGGAGGUGGGCCCUCCGAUGGCAUCAGCCUUUGCAGCCACGAUGACAUUUUUACAUACAAUUCGCGGCUUUCGAUGAAUCUGGCUUCUAUUGUGAGUGAACCCAACUGCCUUAGUUACUUUGUGCAGUAUCUGGACACACGGCAUGCCCUGCCUUUAAUUAAGUUCUACCUGGACAUUGAGAAUUUCAAGAGAGCGGCGCUCACACAAGAAAAAGAGUCACCCCAGGAGGAGAUUACCAAGAAGACGGAACAAUCUUCGCCGAACAAAGAUGACAACGAUGUACCUGAACUAAAGACGCUGUGCGAUCUUUCUAUGCGCAAUCCUCUUACCGACGACGAGAAGAGUCGGAUUUAUGCAGAGACUAAUAAACAGAUCAAUAGACAGAAGUAUGGAUCCGGAACAGAACUAUCCCGGGCCAGUGUCAGCGAUGCUAUCGCCAUCUAUCAAAAAUAUCUGAUAGUAAAUGCCGCCCUGCAGGUGGAGCUUCCCAUUGUUAUUCUCGCUCACAUAUCACUUCUACUGUGUGGCCGGGACAAGGCCCAGCCCAGCAGCCCCAUCCCAGCCAGCUGCUUCGACGAGGCGAGGGAGUAUGUGCUGGAGCAAUUGGAGCGAGACCACGUACAGGGAUUUCUACAGAGUGGAUACUAUUCCACCUACUGCUUGGAGUUGAUUGAAGGUGGCUCCAUAAACAUCUACGAUGUCCUCUACAGCGAACUGGCUUUAUUCUACUUUACCGAGUACCUGGAGCAGCGACAGGAGCGCGAAUGCCUGGAAUUCUGGAUUACAGGCAUUAAUUUUCGGAAGAGUUUCGCUUGCGAGGAAAGUGAGGAGGAUCGUAAGGCAGCCCAGAGCGACGCGAUGAUCAUAUACGACAGAUACUUCUCGCUGCAGUCCGACUGCCGGCUCUGGAUGUCGCAGAAGCUGCGAUUGAGGGUCGAACAGGCCAUCUGUGCUCCUGGCGAGCUGUGGCAGGCCUUUGACUUGGCUCUCUUGGUCACGGCAAAGUAUCUGGAACAGAAAUACUUUACAGACUUCCUAAAAUCUCACAUCUUUGAUAACUAUGUCAACGAACUGAAAGCUAAAAGGGAAACAUCCACAACAAACUCGAACAUUCAGCACAAGCUAAGUCUACGGAGGACUGGGAAAUCGGCAAAUGCCCAACAGCGCCACCGCAAGGCUUUAUCAAUGUCGGAUUGCACGCACAUCUCGCAGCACAACACCCUGCUGGCCUCGAUGGACCAGCUGCCGUCGAAAGCAUCCAUUAACCAGCCGAGUGGCAACCUAAACAUCGAUUCCAGGCAGCUGACAAAUCCACAGCUGUUGUGGCAACGUCCCAGUGGGGCACUGAAAUUCGGUUUUGUAAACUCUUUGGGACGUUACGAGCGGGACUUUGAGGCCGUGGAUGCAGUGGCUCACAAAUCGCAACCCUGGUCGCUGAGCGUCAGCGGUAAUAGGAUCAAGAAUGCGAUGAGAAAGCUGGUGAAUCUCCCAGAGGACAAUGUGCAGGAGGAGAUUGCUUGGCAGGUGGCCGAAAUGAUUGUCAAGGAUGUGACCAGCAUUACGCUGAGUGGCAAGACAUCUCCACUGGCCUAAAGUGCUAUUUAACUUUUUGAAUUUAUUUCAUAUAUUUUAUUUAUUUAUUAUUUUUAUGCUCAAAUCAAUGCGAGAAUCUCCCAUAGUGCACAAACGCUCUCUAACUCACUUUUUACUCACUUUUAAUAUUUAUCUUUGACUUGUUUAUGUACAAAAAUGAAAAACAAAACAAUCUUAUUUAUGUUGUGAGCUUUGAAAGCUUAAUAUUAUUAACUAAACUAUCGCUCGCUCAUUUGUUAUUGAACGCAACAAAACCCCAAAUCUCCCCAAAUCUCAAAUAUAUAUACAUAUAGAAG
Molecule: messenger RNA, 2242 nt
Organism: Drosophila bipectinata
Lineage: Eukaryota; Metazoa; Arthropoda; Insecta; Diptera; Drosophilidae
Gene: pkaap
Product: A-kinase anchoring protein pkaap
Biological process (GO): intracellular protein localization
Cellular component (GO): plasma membrane; mitochondrion
Molecular function (GO): protein kinase A binding
Source: RefSeq, a predicted model, not a curated record